Symbiodinium sp. CCMP2456 is the source of this 2613-nucleotide messenger RNA. NCBI's taxonomy places the organism in Eukaryota, Dinophyceae, Suessiales, Symbiodiniaceae. The record is from the annotation of a GenBank genome assembly.
AUGGGUGUCACUGGAUGGUUGUGCUUUUCGUCGGCACUGGCUGCGCUAGUGGCUGGUGCUGCACAGGGAGACUGCACAGCACAGGGCCCGAACAGAUGUCCCAGCACUUCCGGGACGUCCUGGUUGCAGAUGAAAGGCAUUGCACGCCGAUCUCAAGUCGGCGGACAGGAAGAGCCCGAGUUCUUCCCUGUUCACGGCGGGGUCGACAAGUCCUGCGCCGGGCCUUCUACUAUGUCUGCCACGGACUCGAGUAAGGAGACAGUGGAAAGGAGCUUGGAGGAUUGCAAGAAUCGCUGUUUGGCCACUCCUUCCUGCAAGGGCCUUGACUGGAGCGGUAGCCGCUGCCGCGUCUGGACGCAGCACAUCAGCGGCAGCCUUCAUAGAUCAGGUUCGACAUGCCUACGGCUCGUCCCAGACGUGUCUGUGCUGCAGAACUUUGUGGCGGUGAAUGGCGGCCACGGCCAAAGUUGCCGGGGCAAGCAUGCCUUCGACAAGGAGGCGGCCUACUACACGGCCAGCGCGGCCGGCUCACUUGAGGAAUGCAAAGCUGCGUGCGUGCAGCAUCCGGAAUGCCAGGGUAUCAGUUUCGCCAGCUCCGGCAGCUGCGAGAUUUGGACACGACCGGAAGGAAUCGAGGCCACUGCCGAGGACGACGGCUCGGUGUGCCUCAAGGUACCCACAGAGACGACGACUUCCACAGCGCCGCCCACGGAGCCGACCACGACCAGUCGCUCCAAGUGGAAAGACUGGGAGGUCUUCUGGGGUAUGAACUGUUGGAAGCACCAUGGAGCUGACGAGUUUGACAUCGAUCCCCUCCGAGGGCAGUACACUCUGCAAGAAUGCCAGGAAGCCUGCCUCCAGGAGCCUGAAUGCCAAGGGGUCGUGAUGCCACAGAGCGAUGAACAUGCGUCCAAGAAGACGUGUUGGCUGCGGAAGAACGUGCACAAGGAGAAGUGCCGGCAAGGCCACCCUUUCAACUUUUGGUUGCGGCCGGGAGUUCAGCUGCAACGAGCAGGUCCAGCCAGCGAAGCCGCCUGCUGUGCGUCUUUCGAGUCGUGGCCGAACACCGACAAGGUGCAAUGCUCGGGAUGCAUGGCCCUGGUUGAAGCGGAACCCUUCGGUGGCAGAUGCGACAAGUAUUGCGAAAGCUUCGGCCAUGUUUGUUACCAAGCAGCCGAAGAGGUCAAUGAAAACUGUGCCGUCAAGUUCACUUCCAGAUGCGAUGUGGCCAUCACUGGUACCAGCGAUAUGCUUUGCACUUGCCGCCAUCCACAGUCCAUGGACGAACCCAAGUGCGAUUGGCCGGAGCCCGAGCCGCUCCCUCCGACGCCGAGCCCCGAUGCGUGCUGCCGAAAUCCGAGCCAAUGGCCUUCCGUGGAUAAUGGCGUCACAUGUGACGAUUGCAUGGCUCUCGUGGUGACCGCCCCGUACGGUAAUCGCUGCGACAAGUACUGUGAAAGUUUCGACCACGUGUGUGUAGCCGCGGCGGAGGAGCAGAACGAGAACUGUGAGAUACAGUACACUAAGCGCUGCGAUGAGCCCAUCGAAGGCACCUCGGACAUGUUGUGCAAGUGUGUGAAGAAGAACGCCCCGCCGUUUUGCCCGGCUCCUCCGGCGCCGCCUGCACCAACGCCCGAGCCCACGCCCUCUCCUGAUGCGAGAAUUCAGGUGGUUGGAAAGCAGUUGCUCGUCGACGGCAAGCCACUGCACCUCAAGGGCGUAGCCUGGAAUCCCGUUCCCAAAGGAGGCCGGCACCCCCAAGACCUGGACUUUGCUCGCUUCGUGGAGGAGGAUUCUCAAAUUAUGCAGAGUAUGGGUAUCAAUGCCGUCCGCACAUACGAGCCUAUCACCGACACAUGGAUCCUGGACACGCUUUGGCGUCGAGGCAUUUGGGUUGUGAACAGCGUUUACAACUGGGGCGGUGCCUCGGCGAGAGAUGCAGCAAAUCCCGUGAAGGCCGUCAAGGAUCACCCUGCUAUCCUGAUGUGGUCCAUCGGAAAUGAGUGGAACUACAACGGUCUCUACGUGGGAAGCAGCUUCUUCGACUGCAUUGCCAAAAUCCGGGAUGUGGCGAAGGUGGUGAGGGAGUUCGACACGAGCCACCCCAUUUCCUCGAUCUAUGGAGACACCGGGAAGCUGGAUCAGGCAGCUCAGGCGCUUCCAGAGAUUGAUGUCUGGGGCAUCAACUCAUACCGCGGCAUCAGUUUCGGCGGCCUCUUCGAUGAGUUUGCCAGAAUUACCGACAAGCCCAUGUAUUUGGGUGAGUAUGGUGCCGAUGCCUACAACGCCAAGAUCAACAGUGAGGACCGCGAGUCCCAGGCAAGGGCGACAAAGGAGCUGACGGAAGAAAUCCUCAGCAAAAGCUCGGUCUCGAACCGUGGCUCCUGCAUCGGCGGCUUUGUGUUCGAAUUCAAUGAUGAGUGGCACAAAGACAACGACGGAAGCCCGGAUGAUCACGACACCGGCGGCGUGGCUCCUGGGGGUGGCCCCUACCCAGACAGAACGUUCAACGAGGAGUGGUGGGGCUUGGUCACCAUCGACCGUGAAAUCCGACCUGCUGGCAGGGAGUACGCAAAGACGCCGAUCCCUGGCGUGGAGAAGCUGGUUGCAUAA